AUGAGCGCCGCCAGGGAGUCCCAGCCUGAGCGCGGCCACGGAGUGAAGCGAGCGGCCUCCCCCGAUCUUGGAUCUAGCAGCUGGGAGGCAGCAGACCUGGGUAAUGAAGAAAGAAAGCAAAAGUUCUUGAGACUUAUGGGUGCUGCAAAGAAAGAGCAUACUGGCCGCCUUGUUAUUGGAGACCACAGAUCAACUUCUCAUUUUAGAACAGGGGAAGAAGACAAGAAAAUGAAUGAUGAGCUAGAAACUCAGUUCCAGCAAAGCAUGGAUAGCACCAUGUCGGGAAGGAACCGGCGGCAUUGUGGACUCGGCUUCAGUGAGUUUGAAGAAGACAAGGAAGAUCCAGAGGAUACAAGAGACUCUCUGGAGCCAGAAAGCUCAGAGGACUCGGAAAGUGAUUCUGAGUCUGAGCAAGAAGAGGCUACAGAAGAGGCUGCAGAAUCUACUGAAAAGAACAGUGAUGCUGAAGAUCCUCAAGCUAAGAAAAAUUCAAAAAGCAACUAUAAAAUGAUGUUUGUUAAAUCCAGUGGUACAUAACUACAGAUCAAAUCAGCCUUUAAGCAAAGUAAGCCUUAUGGUUACAGUGCAAAGUAUUGGACUGCUUACAGCACAGACCUUUCUAUUAUGGUUUGAAUAAGGCCCUUUUAGAGAGAGAAUAGUGUUUGCUUUUCCAUCGCCAUGAAACUAUUUUUAUCAGCAUGACUGUAUCCAUUUUGUUUUGUAAAGUAUGAAAAUAAAAUUGGGCUGGUUGUGGGGAGGGUGCAAGUUAGUUCUCGAUCCCCUUUUACAUUAUUCUUCUGUCCCUUUCCUAUUCCAUGAUGGCUAUCAAACCUUUCUUAAGCUUGUUAAAAUGAUUUAUCGAAAUGA
Messenger RNA from Lacerta agilis (Sand lizard), 867 nucleotides. RefSeq names its product chromosome 1 C11orf58 homolog (gene C1H11orf58). Bases 1 to 537 code for a protein of 178 amino acids. NCBI's taxonomy places the organism in Eukaryota, Metazoa, Chordata, Lepidosauria, Squamata, Lacertidae. The record is from RefSeq and is a predicted model, not a curated record. The transcript is spliced from 5 exons.